AUGGACGAAGAAUAUGAAAGUGUUCUGCUUGUUAUAAGAGAAUGUCUUGUGUAUCGCAUUCCCCCACGAACUUCGAGCAGAGGAUAUCGAGCGCAAGAAUGGGGAGAUGCGGGCACGUUCUUAUGGAAGGGCCGGCUACGCGUAUUUGCAAAAGGCAACAAAUGCUUCAUUCGGCUAGAGGAUUCGACAACAGGCGAACUGUUCGCUGAAUGUCUCCAUGAUCCUGCAACAAACUCGGUCGAACCAGUCCUCGAUUCCUCACGCUACUUUGUACUCCGAAUUGAAGAUAAAGGUCGCCAUGCAUUUAUUGGAAUUGGUUUUCAAGAACGCAGCGAAGCGUUUGAUUUCCAAGUUGCCCUUCAAGAUCAUGUAAAGCAUGUGAAAGUGGAGAAUGAAACCAAGGAACGGGUGGAGAAGGAAAAAGAAGGAGCUGCGUUACCGAAAAUGGAUUUUAGUUUGAAAGAAGGAGAGACGAUUAGCAUUAAUAUUGGCGGGAAUCCCCAGCGGCGAUCACGUCCUGUCGCACAGACAAGUUCAAGUUCUGGGCCCGAUCAAUCCAUACCAUUUCUUCCUCCUCCUCCAUCCGCAGCUUCAAUGAGACAGAAACUACAAAAAGGUACAAUGCAACUUCCCUCGGCUCGUCGUUCGAGAUCACCAUCACCAAAUGAAUUUGGAGAGUUCAUGGAUGCAAAUGGGCCUGGAACUUGA
Molecule: messenger RNA, 708 nt
Organism: Paraglomus brasilianum
Lineage: Eukaryota; Fungi; Glomeromycota; Glomeromycetes; Paraglomerales; Paraglomeraceae
Source: the annotation of a GenBank genome assembly